Ustilaginoidea virens is the source of this 243-nucleotide messenger RNA. RefSeq lists its product as uncharacterized. Bases 1 to 243 code for a protein of 80 amino acids. The transcript has 2 exons. The record is from RefSeq and is a predicted model, not a curated record. NCBI's taxonomy places the organism in Eukaryota, Fungi, Ascomycota, Sordariomycetes, Hypocreales, Clavicipitaceae.
AUGGGCGGCCGCAAGCGCCUUCGGUGCUUCGAGGGGACCAAGGGCGAGCCCAAGCCAGUAUCCGUCACAGCCCAGCACCACGCAGGAUGUUCCGAAAGGCUAAAUCAGUCUGUGAAUCCUUGCACGACGACACCUGAUUCUCCGCCACAGGUCCUCAACAGAAACGAGGUGGGCGCCAAGACGAUGAGAACGAUUGGACGUCGGGGCCUACAAGCCGCCGCCAGCGGUGCUGCCAGGGCGUGA